Messenger RNA from Cokeromyces recurvatus, 1026 nucleotides. RefSeq lists its product as uncharacterized. The record is from RefSeq and is a predicted model, not a curated record. NCBI's taxonomy places the organism in Eukaryota, Fungi, Mucoromycota, Mucoromycetes, Mucorales, Mucoraceae. Bases 318 to 995 code for a protein of 225 amino acids. The transcript has a single exon.
UGACAAUGACAAAACGUAAAGCAUCACCUAGUAAAGAUGAAGAGACAGAUAAUAAAAAAAUGAAAUCAUAAAUGGCUAGAUAUUUUUACAUUUUAUUUCUAUUUCUAUUUACAAUGAGUUGAAACAAUAAUAAUGAACUUGUUUAAUAAGAGAAAACCUUAAACGUGUGGCCGAUGUAAAUGACUGUUUCUUUGUUAUACAAUGCAAUUAUUUUUCAUCUGCAGAUAUAAUCAUAUUAGCCUAAAACGCCUAUUUUUCAUUUUCAUUCAAUAACCUUUCUUUCACUCUUUCUUUCUCUCUCUUCUUUAUAUAUACGUAUGGUAAAUCCAUUUCGAAAAAGUUUUAAUUUUAGUCAUACUACUAGCAAUGACGACACUUGUAAGAGAAGCAAAAGACAUUCUUUAAGAGUGAUUACUAGUAAAAUGGAUGAUAUAGUAGUAGAUACGAUGAUGACUAAGGAUUAUACAUCAGCACAGUCUCCUCUUCUUAUAGCCAACAGCUAUAGUUCACCAGCAUCCAGAAUGCGUCAACGAUUAUCCUCAUUUUUCCGUAUAUCAUCUUCUCCUACAGCUUCAAUAAUCACAAAGGAAGCCCAUGAAAACAUGAGACAUGAUGUGAUGAUAAAGAAACCAUACUCUUUAUCUCUCGAGUCUGAUCACCAACAACAAUAUGAUUUAGUUAUGACUUCAACACCUUUGUUAGUAGAUGAUAGCCAUUCAAUAAUAACAACGAGUAGCGACAUAACAGAUCCUGCGCCGCCAGCUUCCCCUAUGACUAUGACUACUGAAGUACGAUUUCAAGAAGAAUGUCAACGUCUGAGUCUACCUUCCUGUUGUACAUCUUUUUUAGCAUAUCAAGUACAACACAUCCUGGGAUCAACUUUAGAUGAAGUGGAUGAGGAAAUUGAUAAAGAUUGGGAAUGCAGUCGAAAUAAAUUAAAACUAUCUUUAACUUUAUUAAAUAACACACACAUGAGCAAAUUCAUAUAUAAAUAAAUAAAUAAAUAAAUAGUGUAGAAAAAGUUCA